AUGUCGUCGGCUCUAGCAACAUUCAUCGUCCUCGCCAUAUCACUCCUUCUCAUUGUGAUAUUGAGCCAGAGACAGAAAACCAAAUACACAUCAAAUGACCCAGCAUUAUGUCGCCAAAUAAUUGCCGGCGUAUUGAAACACGAAGAUCAACCGAAUAUCCUCUCACCACACCAAGCGAAAGCAAUGGCCAAUAGACAUCUUCCCAUCGCCUUCGGAAUCGACAAUUCUUUCACCCAAACAGACAGCAUCCAUGCCAGCAUGUUCGUCCAGAAAGUCAAACCUUUGAUCAAUCUAUCAGCGAAGCAGUGGCAGGGCGUAUCCGAGUUCGCCAGAGUCAUGACCAACCACUGGAUCGAGCAUGGUUUUUCAGGAGUGGACCGUAGCGGCGGCAGCAGCUGCCAUGAAGGAAAUCACGACAGCAAUAUGAUCAGAGUCGACCGCAAUAGAAUAAACAUUGCGAGUUUAGCACAGAUACUUUCAUUGAAAGUUGUGCUGUGUCUUUUUUUCAAGCAAAGGCCUCAAGACCAGGCAUGUGAUGAGAAUCUACUGAGCCUAGCACAGUCUAUAAAUCGAGUCUGGAUAUCCUCCAAGCUAAAGUCUGCUGAGAACGAUAUUCCCAGAUUCGAAGACGAUGUAUUGCUUCAGACUUCUCUGGCCAAUAUCUUCGGGAAACAUGAUCUCCCGGAGGAUAACCCACUAAACCUCAUCCUCCCUUCCUUUGAGACAAUGUGGCGAAUUGUCCUUCGAGCCUUCCUGGAGGUCAGGUUCGCAACUGGGAAAGAAGUACGUGAAUGGCGAGAUACAAUGGUUGCGUUCGCUGAGAACCCUACCAAACUCCAAUUCGAGGCAGGCGCCGUGUCCCCGUCCAGCAAUGAGCCUAGAAUAAGUGAUACGCAAUGUGUUCAGAUUUCACCUAGUGCCAAACAAAUUGUCCUCGAAUCGCUCCGACUAUACGUGCCUACGAGACACGUGCAUCGAGCGUAUCAGUGGGACCAGGCUAUGGGGACAUCUCAUGAGAUAAAAUCCGCUGAUAUCGAGGGCUGCCAUCUGAGGUCUGAUAUCUGGGGUUCUGAUGCAGAGAUAUUCAACCCGAAUCGCUGGUCUAUUCUUACGCCGGCGCAGGGAGACGCGUUUAUGCCUUUUGGGUGUCCGCCCUUUGAGUGUCCUGCCAAGCCGACUUUUGGACCAAGGAUGAUUGGGGUUUUGGUUGGUUCUUUGUUGGCGGUUUUAGAGGACAAGGAGCAAGCAAAGCCUUGGAAUUUGGAUUGUGAGGAUACGAGUGUGCUGGAGCACCUUACGUCUGGGAAGAGGUUGUGUCCACAUAGGAAUGCCUAUACGGAUUUGUAUCUAGUGCGGUCUAUGGAGUAG
Penicillium hordei is the source of this 1368-nucleotide messenger RNA. RefSeq lists its product as uncharacterized. The transcript has a single exon. Gene Ontology annotation, molecular function: iron ion binding; monooxygenase activity; oxidoreductase activity, acting on paired donors, with incorporation or reduction of molecular oxygen. NCBI's taxonomy places the organism in Eukaryota, Fungi, Ascomycota, Eurotiomycetes, Eurotiales, Aspergillaceae. The coding region runs from base 1 to 1368 and encodes 455 amino acids. The record is from RefSeq and is a predicted model, not a curated record.